Messenger RNA from Acanthocheilonema viteae, 2394 nucleotides. Lineage: Eukaryota; Metazoa; Nematoda; Chromadorea; Rhabditida; Onchocercidae. The record is from the annotation of a GenBank genome assembly.
AUGCAGCAGGGCGAUCGAGUUCGUAUUGCGCGUCAUAACUUUUCAUUUUAUGAACGCUUGCAUAGUUAUAAUCAAUUAGCUUGGAGUUCACGCAUGGCUACUUACAUCGGGAAAGUCGGCAUUGUGAAAGAUGUUACAGUGGAAUCCGUUCAAGUUACAAUUUUUAGUUGGGGAACAUUUGAAGAUGCAACAAUAAUUACAUCAAAUAAUAGCGGCAAUCCGGAUGGACGGAAUCUACCGGAAGUGUGUCGGAAUACCGUUGUUGAGGCGACGUAUUCAUGGCAUCCAAAAACUGUCUUGUUAGCACGAAAUGUUUACAUGUUGGACGGUGAUCGAGCAAUUAUGAUUCGAAAUAAGGAUCUCAGCAAAGCAACGAUGGUAUCGAUCCGCGUUUUGGAUGAGGAAACAUUUGUGCUCCGAUUACCGCAUGCGGAAUCGCUUAUUUGGAGACAAUCGGAAAAUUUGAAUGAUACCAUUUUGCCGAUAUAUUCAGCGGAAAAUUUGAUUGAUCAUAUUCCCUAUUUUUCAUUAGGCCGAGAUUUGUCAGUCCUAAUGCAUGACCGGAAUCUUCCACCACAUUUGACAAAUAUAAAUCGUACUGCGGAACGUGUCGUAUUCGGUACAGUACCAGUGAUACCAAAUGUUACCGAUAUUAUGGAAGCAUUACAUUAUUGGAAUGAAACCGGUGAUGAGAAACAGUUCCAUCUUCUACUUUAUUAUCAUCCGGAAUUGAAAAAUGCUACCAUUAAUGGACAAACACUGUUGAUGUCAGCCGUUCACUUAGGCCUAUGGUCGGCCGUAAUCUUACUGUUAUGUAUUGGUGCCGAAAAGAACGUUACUGAUCCGGAAGGUAACUGUCUGUAUCACAUAGCUGCGAAAAGAGGUCAUAAGCAAAUUAUCGAAGGCUUGUUGAUUUUUUCGGCUGAUGACAUCAAUUGGCAAAAUUUUAAAGGUGAAACAGCUCUGCACUGUUCCAUCUUAAAUGGUCACUUAUCUUGCAUUGAUCGACUUUUAAAUGCACCUUCGAUUGACCCAAAUAUACAGGAUAAUGACGGGAAUACAGCGCUUCAUUUAUUAGCUGAAAUGGAAGAUGCACCAAUUCGUGGCGCAAUGCUUCAUCGUUUACUGUCAAAUGUUAAAAUUGACCAAUUAAUAAUUAAUAAUGAUGGUUUAACUGCGCUGCAACUUGCAAUUAUCGCUAAUCAAAAAGAAGUAGUGGAACCGAUGAUUCGUAUGAAACCAACGCUUCUUCAAUCGGAUCGAUGCUAUUCGCUGUUACCGUUGCAUCUCGCUGCCGCAUACGGUCACAUUAAUGAGUUGGAAAUUAUUCUGAAACAUUCUUCUGAUGUAAAGAAAACAACAAAAGCUGGCCGAACAGCAUUGCAUUUUGCGGUGGAACGUUGGAAUGGCAACGCGGAAAAGGAUGUGCAACGUCUUUCUUGUAUUCAAGUAAUCCAUUAUACAUUUUCCAAAAAUUAUGUUCACAUGGAGUUACUCGUAUCAUUGGGUGUGCCAUUAAAUACACGAGACUGUGACGGUAUGACAGCGUUACAUUUAGCAGCCCAAGCAAUCCAAGGACAAGCUCCCAUAAGUAAUAGUAAAGUGGAGGUUGUAUUACAGAUGAAGAAAUCAAAUAUGCGUUUGGAAGAACUUGCAUCGGUACUUCGUCCGCAAUGGCCCGUUGCGGUAAUGUGCUUUCUAAUAGCGCAGGGAGCGGAUCCGCAAAUUCAUGAUCGUUCCGGAUAUGUUCCAUUCGAAUUAAUUGCCGAACCAACUCUGAAAUCAUUAUUUGAACAAUAUGUUGCUUGUAGGCCAAGAUCGUGCGUGCCAAUGAGUCGUACGAUGGCGCGGAGCUUUGAUAUCAGCGGUGUGACAAUGUGUACUUUUAAUUGCGACGACAAUGUGGCGGACGUGGUUUUCAUCCCUUGCGGUCAUCGAGUGACUACGAAGCAAGUGAAAACAAAGCGUCGAAGAGAUUUUGUGCAUAUUUUGACUGUCACGCAUGAUAAGCUUGCUUCAAUGAUAAUAUAUAUGUUAGAUGGUGAAGAGGUCGAAAUUGGUGGUAAAAUUAUACAACACAAAGAGUGGGCCGACGAUAGAUCGGGCGAAAAAAUCAUGAUCGAUGAGGCUGAAAUGGAAAAGAUUACGCAAGAAGCUGUUGAACGUGUCAAAAAAGCCGUUGAAGAAGAAAAAAAUGAGGUGGUGCGUGAAUUACGUGAUAGGUUAGAACAGUUGGAGCUGGAAGUUACGUGUGCAAUAUGCAUGGAUCAGCGUUGCCACGUUGUAUUUCAAUGUGGACAUACAGCGUGCGUAGAAUGCAGCAAUCCAUCAAAAUUGAAAUUGUGCCAUAUUUGUCGACAAACCAUCAAACGACGUACAACAAUUUAUACGUAA